AGUUUCUUACUUGACUGUCCACCAAGGCCUGAUAAGUCUGGUUGCUUUUCUCCAGGCACCAAGUGUUGGGGUGUGCCACCUCCCCUUUUGGGACCACCUUGGGUUGCCCUCUUACAAAAGCAGGCCUUAUAAAGGAAUAGUUGUCUUGGAUUGCAUAAUCUAAAUGAGGCAAGGACCAGAGUGAGGGCAGCAGGAACUACUCAGCAACAAUGUCUUCAGAAGUGGAGACCUCGGAGGGGGUAGAUGAGUCAGAGAAAAAGAACUCUGUGGCCCCAGAGAAGGAAAACCAUACCAAAAUGGCAGACCUUUCUGAGCUCCUAAAGGAAGGGACCAAGGAAGCACAUGACCGGGCAGAAAAUACCCAGUUUGUCAAAGACUUCUUGAAAGGAAACAUUAAGAAGGAGCUAUUUAAGCUGGCCACUACCGCACUUUAUUUCACUUACUCGGCCCUUGAGGAGGAAAUGGACCGAAACAAAGACCACCCAGCCUUUGCCCCUUUGUAUUUCCCCACGGAGCUACACCGGAAGGAAGCACUGAUCAAGGACAUGGAGUAUUUCUUUGGUGAAAACUGGGAGGAGCAGGUGAAGUGCUCUGAGGCUGCCCAGAAGUAUGUGGAUCGAAUCCACUAUGUAGGGCAGAAUGAACCAGAGCUGCUGGUGGCCCAUGCUUAUACUCGUUACAUGGGGGACCUUUCAGGAGGCCAGGUGCUGAAGAAGGUGGCCCAGCGGGCACUCAAACUCCCCAGCACUGGGGAAGGGACCCAGUUUUACCUGUUUGAGCAUGUGGACAAUGCCCAGCAAUUCAAGCAGUUCUACCGAGCCAGAAUGAAUGCCCUGGACCUGAAUUUAAAGACCAAAGAGAGGAUCGUGGAGGAGGCCAACAAAGCCUUCGAAUAUAAUAUGCAGAUAUUCAGUGAACUGGACCAGGCUGGCUCCAUGCUGGCAAGAGAAAACCUGGAGGACGGGCUCCCCAUGCACGAUGGGAAGGGGGAUGUACGUAAAUGCCCCUUUUAUGCUGCUCAGCCAGACAAAGGUACGCUGGAAGGCAGCAACUGCCCCUUCCGGACAGCCAUGGCCAUGCUGAGGAAGCCUAGCCUCCAGCUCAUUCUAGCUGCCAGUGUGGCCCUGGCUGCUGGACUCUGGGCCUGGUACUACAUGUGAAGGACCUGUCAAUGUCAUUUGCAUCCUAUUCCAUCCCCGUUUCCACCUCUGACUAAACUACCACCUCAGGUGACUUUUUAAUGCUGGGUUCAAGAAAACAAGCAACCAAUAAAAGCCAGACACUAGA
Molecule: messenger RNA, 1287 nt
Organism: Mesocricetus auratus (golden hamster)
Lineage: Eukaryota; Metazoa; Chordata; Mammalia; Rodentia; Cricetidae
Gene: Hmox2
Product: heme oxygenase 2
Exons: 6
Coding region: 210-1160 (316 amino acids)
Biological process (GO): heme catabolic process; heme oxidation; response to oxidative stress
Molecular function (GO): heme oxygenase (decyclizing) activity; heme binding
Source: RefSeq, a predicted model, not a curated record